This is a messenger RNA of Paramuricea clavata, 3946 nucleotides long. NCBI's taxonomy places the organism in Eukaryota, Metazoa, Cnidaria, Anthozoa, Malacalcyonacea, Plexauridae. The record is from the annotation of a GenBank genome assembly.
AUGAUCAGUGAAAGUGAGGCAAAGACUGUAUUAUACAAAAAAACUGCCGAGUACCUUGAUAGAGGAGUUCAGAGGAAUUUAGAAGGGGAUGUGCCAGAGCCAUUGAAGCCAGUGAUGCCAAUGAAGCCAGUGAUGCCAGUGAAGCCAUUGCCACUGAAGCCAUUAUUAAGAGAAGAAAUCUUUAAAAUCGAAUCGCACAGGUCCACUGAACACGACCAGAACGAAGUUCUUCGGGUAUUUGUAAGUGACUUUGCUGGGCAGUCAAUCUAUUACGAUACCCAUGGCUGCUUUGUGAAGUUCACGAUCUUUCUCUGGAGUUUGAUAAACCCGCCGUUCCCAAAUUUAAAACAAGUAAUGAAGAGGAAGAGAUAGAGAUGAACAAUUCUCAUCUGAAUACCAAUUUAGAUAAUUUUACAUCAUGGUUGAAGUUCCUGCAAGGUUUAGGAGAAUGCCAAGAUCAACAGUUUCCUGAUAAAUCUGGUCACUUUACCACUUGCAGUGGUGAGAACUUUAAACUGCCACCAGUUUUAAUAGCCUUAACUCACAGUGAUGAGGUGAAAGGCAACGACGAAGUGCCUGAUGCAGCUAUGGUAGAAGACAGCUCGAACUUUAGAAGGCCAAAUGAAACCUCAAGUGAAGCUUCAAGCUCAGGUAAUUGUUUGGUUACGAUCAGACUUUGACCAUACAUUACAGUAGUUUGGAAUUUACAUUUCCGAUUUUAGAAGCCCAUAUAUUUCUGUGCACACUUUAUAGGUACCGCCGAGUACCUUGAUAGAGGAGUUCAGAGGAAUUUAGAAGGGGAUGUGCCAGAGCCAUUGAAGCCAGUGAUGCCAGUGAAGCCAUUGCCAGUGAAGCCAUUAUUAAGAGAAGAAAUCUUUAAAAUCGAAUCGCACAGGUCCACUGAACACGACCAGAACGAAGUUCUUCGGGUAUUUGUAAGUGACUUUUUAAUUCGCGCAGCCUUAUAUCCCCUAUGUAUAAUUAUUUCAUCCGUUUUUCAAGUGCUUGAUGCAGCUAUGGUAGAAAACAGCUCGUAGUUUUAACAGUUUGUCAGCCAUGUUUGCACUAAAGCUACAAGCGCAACGAUCUCAAAUGUACUUUGCAACUGGAAUUUUAUCAGAAUUUCGUUAUAAGCAUGAACCAUCAAGUAAAAAAAUACACACGUUAUUUACCGUUUAGGUCAGUCCGUACUGAAAGAUAUGUUCCCAAACGUCCCUCGGCCUUCUUCUAAGACCUCGGGAAAAUAUUUUUCCGUGCGGACCUCGCAGCCGGUAAAUAACAUAUAUGUAUAAUAAUUGCUGUAGUUGUCAGUGUAAGAACACGCAUUGUUGUACUGUACUUCACAGAAUACAAAAUACAGUACUUCGUUGGGUGAAUUUGAAUAAGGUUAAUUCAAACUAUCAAACUGACUUGCGUUAGUGAAGAUUUCAGUUUCCAUUACAAAAUAGCUAGAAAUAUAUGCAUGCAUGCAGCAACCACAGAGGAAGUACAUACAGAGGUCUCAUUUGUCUGUUUGUCAUGGAUGCGGUAUGAAAUUGAACAAACCACACUGAUCUCAAUAACACCACUGAAUGUAAAUCAUAUUUAUAUAAGUAUUAAGUGCACAAAUUUAAUAACAUUUUGGCUAUUGCAAAUAUACAGUAACGGCCAAACAAAAGCUCAUGGGCUUGUACAGACAGAUAAAUAACAUCGUAAUUUUGGAUAUUAAUUGGUAUUUUAGUGAGUUAAUUUUUUAUGUGUGAUCUAUUCCCUUUGCUAAAUGGUAAUAAUCCAUUUAAUUUGAAAAAAAUCAUUUAGUUUUGCUCAAAAUAACUUUAUGGCUUCAUAUGAUCAUGGAUUGUAAAAUAACUGGAUUGGAAACAUCUGACGUCAUUGACCUCAUCCUUGUCACAGAAUAAAGACAUACAGAAGUGUAACUUCCAUUACAAAAUCGUAAGGCACUUUUUACCGAAAUAGCUGGCGGCCAUGUUCUUAGCAAGUGCCCUAAAGAGAGGCAUUCACCCCCCCCCCCCUGGAAUAUUAAAUUUUCAAUAUGUUUUCAGGGGGGUGACUGCCUCUCUUUAGGGCACUUGCUAAGAACAUGGCGGACUGAAAAAACCCUUACGCACUUUUAAUAAGAAGAUACACUUCUGUAUGUCUUUAUUCUGUGUCCUUGUUGAAAAACGUGACGUCACGCGUAUUGCGAAUAUUACCAAAGUUCUUGUUGUUUUGCUAUAUUUAACACUUUAAAAGAGUUAUAUUGAAGCAUAAACUGGUCUAAUUGUUUUAAAAAACAUGCCUAAGCCACGACAAAGUAUUGGGGCAAAUGCCCCCGCAAAAUUAUUUUUUGCCCCCCCCCAUUUUGCCCCCCCUCUCAAAAAAAAAUAUUAGUCACUAAGAGCGACUAAAGGCUACGCAAGCGUUCUGUCGUUAUCGGAAAAUGUAUGGCUUAUAAGUUGUCGUUACUCAUUAGUGAAUGCGCGUAUACAUGAAACUGUUUUUUACAGUUUCAAUAUUAGUUUGUAAAUCUCUGAAUGGUAAAACUUGCCAAUACUCCAAUAAUACGUUUCAAAAAAAGACAAGCAAACUUUAGUUUUGCAGUUAAAUUCUCAAACGUGUAAGGCAAUAAUAAGAUGAAAGUAUCACGAAAUUAUUUGAAUGAACCACAUCGCAUCUAUGGGGGGCGAAUGUCCUAAAGAGGGGCGAUAUUCCUAAGGUAUUCGCUCCACCCCCCUGGGAGGCGAUAUUCCUAGGAUAUUCGCCCCGGUGGCGAUAUUUCAAGGAAUAUCGCCACGUUUUGAGAGGGGGGGGGGCGAAUUUCCUGGGGGGGCGACCUUUUUAAAAAUUCUAUCUUGCCCCCCCAAAAUUUGAGUUUGCCCCUCAAAUGCUCCCCCCCCCCCCAAAUUUGGAAGCCUGGCGCCGCCACUGUGCACAUUUGGCGAAUUUCGAUUCCUAAUGGCCCCUGUUUGACUCGCAAAUUUUUGCUGCAAUUUUAGGUGCGAUUUUCUUUUUCUGAUGGAUGUGAACGAGUGGAUGAGUUAUGAAUGUUCAGAUGAGGGUACAUAUACUCAGAACAUUCAUAACUCAUCUACUCAUUCACAUCCAUCAGAAAACCACAGAAUCUAAUCUUGAAUUGUCUGUGCCAGUGUAGGUAGUGGCAAUAAUAUGAACAAGCUUUCGUUGGUAGGGAUGCAACUAGCUGAAAAAUAAGGCCCUUGGUCUGGAGUUACUAGCCAAACUCCCGACGUAGGGCCUUCGCUCGAAACGUCGAAAUUCUCCUUAUAUUUUUCAGGUAGUAUCCCUAUCAUGAACGAAAGCUUGUUUACAGAAUCUAAUCGCUCUUUAAUAACCAAUGAGGUCAAUUCCACGUUUUUAAUUAAUUCAGAUACAAUUUAAUUCUCAGAUGGUAGUUUUUACAAUACUUCUAAACGCUUUUCUGUUAUACUGGUAACAUUCCCUGAUAUGACCACGAUUACGCAAUGAAUCAAUUAUUGAGCCUUCACUCAAAACGUCAAAGUUCUCCGUGUAUUUUUCAGGUAGUUGUAUCGCUAUCAACCCAAGUUUUGUUAUUAUUGCCACUACCUACACUGGCAAAGACUGUUCAAGAUAAUAUAUGCACCCUUGCACGUCCCUAACAUACUUACUUUGUGAAAUGAAUAAAUGUUUGGAGCAAUGGUAUUGUUUUUUAUGAAUCUAGAACUAUGAAUUGAAUUUUUGGUAUCUUUUGUAUUACUAAUAUGGCAUUGUUUCUGUAUAGUUUUCUUUGGUUGUGUGGAGCGUAUGGGCUGAUUGGUCGGAACAAAAAGAUCUCUCGUCCACUUUGUACCUCGCAGUUAAAAGAGGAGUGAAGAGAUCGUUUGUGCGACGUGAACUUGAAGAGAAAUUCCUGUGUGACGACGCUAAGGAACACUUGAACUCCUUCGAGAACCUGAAAUUAAAUGUUUGGGUCUCCUUUCAAGUAAAUUGA